CGCAUUGCACAUUUACCCACGACAUAAAAGCAAAUCAUCUUCAGUGUUCAGUUUAGAUGCGAAUCGACGACCCUUAACCCGCUGAAUGCAUUACUUGGAAGGAGUUUGACUGUUUCUCGAUGAUCUCGAGCACUUGUCUUGUUCCAUUCCACGGAGUUUCGCGUCUUGCUUAUUGUAAUUACCACAUCCUUCCUCCUUGGCCUCACACACCUGGCUUGGAUAUUCGUUGGAUCCACACUCCUUACAUCACCUGCGACUUGGCGUCAGUACAUAUAUACAAACACCGGCGUAAUCAGGAAAGAAACGACGAAGAUUGGAACGACGACGAAUUUUCUUCCCCUACACACCUCCAUCCAGCGCUCAGUUUUUUUUGCAAUACCCCCAAAAAAACCUUUGGCUUAUUUUUGACGAACACACACGACGAGCGUUAUACAAACCGUCGAUUUACGGGACGGACAGACGAAAGACGGAACGAUAAUCGAUAUCCAAUACUACAGCGACUGGGCAACCAUCAUGACUUACGCCACGCUUACGCCCACCUCGCCUCGAAUUUUUCCCACCUAAUAUAGGGGUUGUCAUCUCCAUGCCCCGAAAUCUCCUCGAUAUAUGAUAUUUAGUUUUAAGGCGAGCGUGGUGGCUAUGAAAUGAAUGAAAGAAAGAGAGAAAAUGAUAUUUGACUGCGAUGCAAUUGGGCUUUUCCCUCCUCGACCUCGACCUCGAUCCCGACUCGAACAGCAACCCUCGCACCGAUGGCGAUGCGUCCUCCCUCCCCUCGUUCCCUCUUGGAUACUUCGCAUGGACGGCAAGAAGGAUAUUGAUUCAAGAAUGAAUGGACUGGGCGCGGCAGGUCGA
This is a messenger RNA of Hyaloscypha bicolor E, 852 nucleotides long. RefSeq lists its product as uncharacterized. The transcript has 2 exons. The record is from RefSeq and is a predicted model, not a curated record. Lineage: Eukaryota; Fungi; Ascomycota; Leotiomycetes; Helotiales; Hyaloscyphaceae. The coding region runs from base 120 to 569 and encodes 149 amino acids.